Messenger RNA from Caenorhabditis sp. 36 PRJEB53466, 4014 nucleotides. The record is from the annotation of a GenBank genome assembly. NCBI's taxonomy places the organism in Eukaryota, Metazoa, Nematoda, Chromadorea, Rhabditida, Rhabditidae.
AUGAGCGACAAUUUGCUGAACGGCGGCGGCGCGAACGGCUCGGCGGCGACAGUCGCGCAGGUAAGCGAUGCUCCGGGAGAGCACCCAGCCCAAACCUCAUUUGGUAUGAGGCGGGCAGCUUCGCAAACGAAAUAAACAGUAAUACGAUUUGGUGGCGCCGCCGAGAGCUCCAUAAUUAACUUUUCUGGCGCGCACAAUAUUCCUCCUCCUCCUCCUCGUCUCCUGAAGACGUCCUCGCGUUUUUCGGAAGACGACUGGGAGGAGGAGUCCGCGUGUGUGUGUCUGUCUUCCCCUCAUAAAUUCAUUAUGGAAAUUUGAUUGUUAGAUGCUCUCACGAUCAGUGGCACAAACCUUCCGGAGGCCCUCACUCGGCUCAUCCUACCCGGCUCCGGCGGUCGUCUUCUGAAGCCGUUGGCGUCAGAAGGUGACAAUUCGGAGCCAGGUGAAUGAUGACGUCGGGCGCCAACUACUGUAAUUGAGUUUAUCAUAUCCCCGACCAUAGCAUACAACACACCUACUGAUUCAUAACUUUUCCGCUUCCAUUUCGAGUACUGUAUCUGUCCCAGACUGUUAGUAUUAUGAUUUUAGAACUGUUCCUUCAAUUUUACCGUAUCCUACGGCCGUGGCCGAGUUUUCACCACCGCAAUGGAAGUGAUAGUAUAUAACUUUGAAAUUGAAGCUUCCUAAACGGGUAGUGCUCAAAAACUCAAACAUUUUCCUAAAAAACGUUGCUUUCCCAGCCAAUCUAGCUCUUGUCCGUCCAUUUCCCACUUUCAACCGUUCUCGAUUACAGUUCCAAUUCCAAGACAAGGUAAAAGAUCUUCCGAUCUCGCUGCACGACUUCACCGCCUACUACCCUGGCUCCCUGGAUACGGUCUCCGCGUCGCUCCGUCCGAUUUCCGAUCCGUCGUCAGGUUCGUCGUCUUCUUCUUCUCUCUCUUUUUUGGUAGGGAGGAGCCUUGGUCCCAGCAGUUGAGGGGUGGAGAAGGCGUCGAAAGGAACGAAAAUUACAUCAGAAUAUAUCAGAUUUGCUCGGGGAAUCAUAUUUGAUGUCUUCUCCGCUUGCCUUGUAGCUCUCAGUCAGUCAGUUCGGUCCGACAUGUCGGUCCUAGCCGGCUCUCCUCGCGGCUACGUGUCAAGAGGUGUCAUUAUUAGUGUUGCGCAAUGGUUUCCGCCAAAGGUUCCCCGUGGAGCUGUCAAGUGAUACCCAUAAGAUGUUACCGUUUCCACCCAUCCCAUGCCACCCAUCCUUGAGUUUGUACAUGUGCCAGGCAGCCAAUUAUGACGCCUGUUGCCAGAUGCUCCACUUCUUCUCUUAUCCGCCCCCUCCUUUGUAUUCACGCAGUCCGUUCUUGACUUUGUGUGCGCGAAGAAGAGUGUCUCUCGCUCAGUCAUCCUCUCCUUAGAGCAGAUUAGUGGCCAACAACUCGCUCGCGAGACAAUGUAUUAUUACGGUAAGACAAUAGUCGAAAAGGCAGGGAGGGGGGUCAGCAGCAGCCGAACAUUUCGAAAUUCCACCCUCUAACAUCUGCUCGUUCACUUUCCAUUUUUAAGCCCUCUCUUCCACUUCUCAAUGGAUCAGUGUUGCAGAUGGCGCCUUCAAGAAGAUUAAAACCGAGGGAAUCGGCGGCUCUUCCGUCUUCGGAUCUUCCAUUGCCGGGGUUACGAACACGCCGGCGAGGUGAGUCAAGGGUACUGUAGUCUAUAGAAAAGCGCCCGAUAGACUAGAAAGGUUUCAAAAUUCACUUUUAACGGAAAGCAAAUGUCAUUGUUAGAUAACGUUUAGAAUCUAAAAAGUCCGACGACCUAACUAGGGACUAAUCUAUAGAAAGUUUACCUUUUGGAACAAGACCUACACGAGUUGACAGAUUUUACUGGGAGGAUUCCAGUUCUUCAAUUUUGCUGCCAAUUAUUGAAACUAGGAUUGCUCCUCAAUUCUCUGAAACAUUUGAAGUCCUCUAAGAUCUUUCGAGCCAUGUCGGUCUUGUUCCAAAAAAUUUCCUAGUAAGCCUCGCUGAUCUCAACUUGCAGGCUGUCAAGCCUAGAUCAGCGGCCCGAAUCAAAGCGUCUCAAUUCCAGGCGGAGACACCGGACGACGUUCACUCAGGAGCAGCUCCAGGAGCUCGACGCCGCCUUCCAAAAGAGCCACUAUCCGGAUAUCUACGUGCGAGAGGAACUCGCGAGGAUCACCAAGUUGAACGAGGCCCGCAUUCAGGUGAGAAAUCGAAUGAGAACUUGUGAUUUUGUUUGGAUGCUUUCUGUGCAAACGCUUGAGUUAUGCUUGAUCACAGCGAAGCCAUUCUUGAGAAUUGAAUCUCAUUUAGAAGAAUUUGUACUCAAAACUUUUCAACUAAUAGUUACUAAUAGUUAGUUGAAAAGUUUAGAGUACAAACUGAUUCAUAGAAGUUUGAUAAAGCAUAACUAUCGAUUGUACAGUAAAUUUGUCAACAUAGCAAAUGAAGCUCUAGGUGUACUUUCAUAAGCCCAUCAACUUUUCGUCCCAGUAUCUCUAAUUAGGAUUCUCAAGAAUUGACUGCACAUGUGCUCUAAUUCGUUGUUUUCUUCGCCCUCCUCUCCGGAUCGCCUUAAUUGCCCCCUUCCACAGUUGUGCCCCCACUACCACCUACUGUGCGCCAAAUCUGUCAAGCUGGCAGAAACCAUCUGUGCUAGGGAUUAGACAUUGAGCCGAGGAAGAUGGUCGAAAAGUCAGUGAGCUGGAAGCUACCGUAGCCCAGCCCAGCCCAGCCCAGCCCAAUUCGUACCUCUCUAAUAAUAACUUGUUGAGCGAGCCGAGAAGAAGAAGCUACCGUAUCCUUCCACGUCUUCUUUGUUAGAAGUGGCGUCGUCGGGCGACAGAGCCCAAAUUGAAUUAUGCGCCGCUUGCUCAAUAUCCGUGCUCUUUCUCUCUCUUUCUCUCCAUCUGCUUCUUCUUCUUCUUCUUCUUCUUCUUCUUCUUCUUCUUCUUCUUAUGGACAAGAAAAAGGAAAAGACGAUCGACAUUUCGAAAAACGGGAAAUGAAACGGACUUGAUAGAGAUGAAACGGAAAAGACCACAAAUCCGGAGGAAGUGAUCGGAAAAGAAGGAGAAGAGCUAUUGUAGGGUUCGAAAAUUGAAGAGCACAAUAUCGAAAGGGGUUACUAUUGUCUCAUAAGUCUCAAUAGACAACAUUUUCAUCUCCAACUUUGAAACAUCAUAACUAAUUUCAAAAAAUGCUACCAAAUCCCACUUACGCUCAAAAUGACGGAACCCGUAGGACUCGUUCAUUUACUAUUAGUGCUUAGAAGAUUGCAGCUUUCUCUUUGUCUUUCUUAAACCGUUUCCAUUAGUAUUCUACCGUAACUCCAGAAACUUCACGGUCCAUCAAGCUUCUCUGUUAACCCAUAAAAUCCGGUGGUGUCACACCUGACAAUUAGGUGAUUGCGUAACCGUUUUGACACCUGACUGUCUUCUCGUUCGCUUCCAUCUCUCGCUUCCGAUCCGCGUCAAUCCAAUUAGUUUCCCGAUUGCAGGUGUGGUUUCAGAAUCGGCGAGCAAAACAUCGAAAACACGAGAAGCAAUUGAAUAAGGUGAGCUAACGUUAACCGCAUUUGCUCCCCCUCAUCCAAAUGCGAUUGCAGAAUGCGAUCAAUCCGUCGCACCCGUUCCUGGCGAACUCGGCGAAUCCGCUGAUGCGGCAAGGCAUGUACUCGACGGCGUUCAACCGAGACGGCGGCCUCUGGUACCAGCCUUACCAGCGGCCGAUGCCCUACCCGACCACGAGUCCCUCCUACUCAAACUCGUUCACCAACCCCAUCGCAAAGUGAGCUGGAGCACACCUUCAUCCCCGAAAUGUCUAUUCUUUCAGUUUCGGACCGUCGAUCACCGCGUUCCCGACGGACGACGAGUUCUACCAGAAGAGCCUGGCACUUCGCAUGUCGACGACACCUUCCACGGCCGCCGCCGCCACUUCUCUCGUCAACUAUCAGCAGCAGCCGCAGCCGAACGAAUCCAGUGCCAACCCGCCGUCCAUUUAG